This is a messenger RNA of Struthio camelus australis, 1225 nucleotides long. It is a transcript of the gene GPR6, whose product is annotated as G protein-coupled receptor 6. Gene Ontology annotation, molecular function: sphingosine-1-phosphate receptor activity. Gene Ontology annotation, biological process: adenylate cyclase-activating G protein-coupled receptor signaling pathway; regulation of metabolic process. Gene Ontology annotation, cellular component: cytoplasm; plasma membrane. The record is from RefSeq and is a predicted model, not a curated record. NCBI's taxonomy places the organism in Eukaryota, Metazoa, Chordata, Aves, Struthioniformes, Struthionidae.
UCGCCCAGCCUGCGGACCCCCAUGUUCGUGCUCAUCGGGAGCCUGGCCACGGCGGACCUGCUGGCGGGGCUCGGCCUCAUCCUCAACUUUGUUUUCCAGUACGUGAUCCGGUCCGAGACGGUCAGCCUCAUCACCGUGGGAUUCCUCGUUGCCUCCUUCACGGCGUCCGUGAGUAGCUUGCUGGCCAUCACGGUCGAUCGCUACCUUUCCCUCUACAAUGCCCUCACCUACUACUCAGAGAGGACUGUGCUGUGCAUCCACACCAUGCUGGUGGGCACCUGGGGGGUCUCCCUGUGCCUGGGGCUGCUGCCGGUCCUGGGAUGGAACUGCCUCCACGACUACGCCGCUUGCAGCAUUGUCAGACCCUUGACCAAAAGCAACGUGACUUUGCUGUCUGCAUCUUUCUUUCUGAUUUUUAUCAUCAUGCUCCAUCUCUACAUUGAAAUCUGUAAAAUAGUUUGCAGACAUGCCCAUCAGAUAGCUCUCCAGCAACAUUUUCUGACUGCAUCGCACUAUGUUGCUACCAAAAAAGGAGUGUCUACCCUCGCUAUAAUCCUUGGGACUUUUGGAGCAAGCUGGCUACCUUUUGCGAUCUAUUGUGUAGUCGGAGAUCCCGACUACCCUUCUGUGUACACUUAUGCCACACUUCUACCUGCUACUUACAACUCCAUGAUCAAUCCCAUCAUUUAUGCCUACAGAAAUCAAGAAAUUCAGAGGUCCAUGUGGGUUCUCUUUUGUGGCUGCUUUCAGUCUAAAGUGUCCUUUCGUUCCCGGUCCCCUAGCGAUGUCUAAGUGACUUUUCUCUUUGUAGUACUGCACAAAGUGACAAUCUACUUAGUGAAAUAUUACAGUGCCUGUUAUAAACUUCAACCUAUGUUGUGAAGUCAUUGAAAACAUGCUUAAAUAUUAGCACUUUAUACAUGUUUGUAUCUUUGAGAGUGUUCAGGGUAUGGAGUUUUCAGUUCCGUGAAAAAAAGUGGUUGUAUAUAAAUUUGCACAUCCCAUUUGUAAAGUGAAGACAUUCCAGUACCGCUUAAUUAUAGCACCUUAUUUCUAGCUGCUGACCUGCCAAAACAGUGUUGCCAUUUUGAAGGGUAGAGAGAAGGAAAGUUGUAUUUGUGUUGUAUUUGUGCGUGUGGAGGGGUAGGGGGCGUGUGUGUAUGUAUGUAUGUAUGUAUGUAUGUGUGUAACUAUACUUUGCUGCAUAAUAUUGAUAAAUUAUAAC